Molecule: messenger RNA, 6120 nt
Organism: Venturia canescens
Lineage: Eukaryota; Metazoa; Arthropoda; Insecta; Hymenoptera; Ichneumonidae
Exons: 8
Coding region: 1024-5058 (1344 amino acids)
Source: RefSeq, a predicted model, not a curated record
AUGGUAUUUAGUUAGAUAUAUAGUGUGAUUAAUAAGAGUAUAUAGCACCCGCGUGUAUUCCCGAAAAUGAAAUUUUUAUUGGAGAAUAAGGCGAAUAACUAAGUAAGUAUAGACGCUCGUUGAUGUACAGACAGAAAUGCGGGAUUCUUUGCUAAUAGAAAAUAAGAAGCACGUGCAACAAUAGAAAAUGUUAAUAAAAAAUUGGCCAUUGAAACUGUUUAUGUGCAAUAGCGUAUAUCAAUAUCAACGAUAAUAAUAGUGCUGCAGAGCAGGGGCCGAUAAAGGUGGCGCGGAGAAGGGAGAGCGAGGGAAUGAGCACCGAAAUAGAUCGCGAGCGUUCUAGCUGUAUUCUGACAUUCGUUGAGGAAUGGAAAGUGCGCACUAGUCUGGUUCAUUGGCGUUUGCUUACUCCAGCAACAAGUGUGUUCAUAGCUUUGGUGCGUGGAAGAACAGAAGCUCAGAAGCGUGGAAAGUGAUGCGCUUUGGAUUAUAAUCCAUAUGUCAACGACGACGGCGCGUAAAAAAUAGUGACAUAACCUACCGCGGGACGCGCCAAAAGACGCAACAGAGUAACAGGUUGUUAUUGCUAUCGUCUUUUUGUUUGUGGACGUCUCGUGGGGGUAUUCGCAGUGGUGAUAUGAUACCGGUGCAAUCGAAGAAGCCUAUCGCCACUGCGUUGCGCACAAGCAACAAGUGCUUAUGCUUCUAUAGUUCGGAGAGCCGAGAGCCGAGAGUGACGUUAUAAAAAGAUCGCGGUUCGACCGAUUAACCGCGCUCAAUCUGUGUGCCUUCACAAUUGCAACAAGAAGCACAGAGCGAUAAAUAAUUCGGUGAUGUGCGGUACGGCGUGGCGAAAAUUUGGACGCAGACAAUGAGAAAAGAGGGUAGCGAGCGUCGGUACAGCUCUGGAGGCUGGAAAGGUCCCGAUGAAAAUUCAAUUAUGGGAAGAGCUUAAUUCGGAGCAUCGCUAUGAGAUAGCAGCGGCAGGGGUAGCCUUGAAUUUUCAAGAGAUACGCGCUAACGAUGUCAUCUUACUACAGGCCAGCGGAUAACGGCGCAAAAGUCAACAUGAUAAAGGAGAAAUUUGAGAGGAAGCUUUCGGUAAGCCAAGGCGAGCCGUCGAGCAAGGCAGCGGAGCAUUCGUACACGGAGCAGGAAGCCAAAGAUUCUCUUCGUCGAUCCUGCAGCGCCUCGCCUAUGAGAUCUAAGAAAAAUCUGAAACUAAAUGUUUCUCGGCAGCUCUCGAACCCUGGGAAAAACAUUAAACGGACUCCAGCGUUCAGGGGUGAGAAAGCAUCGAGAACGAGGAAUUUGAACUCUCCGACAAAGGAGAGAUUUGUUUCGAUAGUUGAUCGGAAUGUGAAAAUCUUUGAGGAGAAACCAGCCCCAUCCAGCACCACCUCGUCUUCCUCCUCGUCCUCAUCAUGGUUUCACGGAAAAACAGCUCGUGCCGAACGUAUUGAAAAGUGGGCAAACGGAGAGAAGCGCCUCGAAACGGUAACCCGCGAGGCCAAAGCAGACGUCAACGGCGACGAUGCUCCUACAACGCCGAGCGAGACGCCGAGGCCGCUUGAGCACCGAGGAGUCAGGACGAGGGUUAUAUCGCGCCAGAAAAAUAUUUCGCCGAUUUAUCGACGCGACGAAGAAGAAUCGCCGAUGAGUAACGGGGACAGCCGAGGUGAAGAGAAUUCGUACAAAUUUUUCAAAAACGGUGACGAGUACACAAGGGUGAAAAAACGAAAGGGACCGUACGAGGGAGCGGGUGACGCUGACAAUGACAACGAUGGGGACGAGGAGGCUGACGACGACGACGACGACGACGACGACGACGACGACGACGAUAGCGAUGAAAUUGAGGACCAAUCUGCCAUAGAGAAAAAAUCUUUCGACGCCGUCGAUGGCUGUCAAGCUGUCGGCAAUUUCGAGAGAAGUUACAUUCUUGAUAAUUCCGGACAGAGAGAAAAACUGAAUAUCGAUACGAAAGGAGAGAGUCGCUUCGGAUCAGCGACCGAUACGCUCCUGCUGAUCGCCGCCCUCGAGGCUCCUCUUCCGUCCGGUCCGCCCCCGAAGAAACCACCGAGAACGUUUGCUCACGGAUGCCGUUUGCAGUCGGAAAAAGAUGGGGCGAUCGUGCGGGAUGAACGAGUCACCGAAGUGACCGGUGGAGGAACGAGGGCGGAAAGAGAUUCGAAAAAAAUGCUCGAAAAGCUCGAGCACGUACUGAUUCAGCAUCAAAAAGCCUUGGGAGCAAAGGUGAUAGUGGCGCGGAGCGAGGCGACGACGCCAACGUCGCAAGCGAGUAGCCAGCAGCGCGACAAAGUAACCGCCGGUAAGGAACUGAUCCAAUCCGGAUUGAGGCUGUCCCGAACUCUCGAAGAUGCAAAAAAAGUUCGUUCACAACCGAGCAGAGAUUCCAGGGACCGAAAACACUCGACCUUCGAUUGUCUACCCUCGCUGAAUUGCGCCUCGAGCUCGAACGUCUACGAGCGAGUGAGAGAAGCGGAUUUCAAGAGUUAUCGGUUCAUCGACGCCUGGCCGUUGUCCGAUUCCUCCGGUACAAAGUCGGCGCUUUCAAGAUCCGAGGAGUCGAUCGAGCCGAGAGAACCAAGUCGCAUACCGUCCGAGGAAAGAUUUAACUCGAGCGACUCAACGACUCUCCGCGAUCAGGAUCGAAGAAAACGUACCGGCGCUCCCGAAGAAUCACGCCCCGUCAUACCCGAAGAGCGAGUGUACGCUGAGCCUUUCGCUUUCGACAAAAAUUCGGGUACCGAUAUUACCGGCUACGGGAUUCGGAAUCCCGACGAUCGAAAUUACUUCUCGCGAAGCCUUCGGCUCCAGGAGUCUCUCUUGUCCUCGGAACGGGCCCAGACCAGAUUUCAUUCCCCUAAAAUAGAAACGAGCCUAAUUUCCGAUCAUUGUCAUCAAACUACGGUGCCCCAGCAGCUCCAUUACAUGUGCACGUCGAUAGAGCCUCUCGUUUACGAGCAAGAGGACAACAACAACGUCACCGAGAACCAUUCUGCUGCUGGGGGUAAAAAUCAACGUUCGAGCGGGAUCAAUAAAAAUUUGGCGCUCAAGAUCGAUGAUGAUAAGAGAAUAAGGAGCGAGCCGGACAAGCACGACAAAAUAAAGGUUGAACGGUUGCUGAACCAGGCAUUCGGCAAGUUCGUAAUGGCUGGUACAGAGAGUCCGAGUGACUCGAACGCGUCGUCCGAUACCGAUUCGUUUGCUUCGAGCACUUCCAUCGGUGACGAAAUUUCCUCGUUCAAUGAGAAAUUGAAGCUCUUUAAAAAUUGGGAGAAUACGUCAUCCGUGACGACGACGACGACGACGACGACGACGACGACUACAACGGCGGGGAGGCGCCGGAGCAAAGACGAGCUCCAUCGAACCCUUACGGAAAAACGAAAAAAUUAUGUUCGACGCGUAUCUUCAAAGUUCUCGGAAAGACGAGAUCCUUCGACGAAUCUUCACCUCAUCGAAACCCGUCAUAGAUUGUUCCAGGUCUGCUUACUCGUUGAAUUGAAUUUGAGUACGCGGGAGCCAUACAUCAAAGACAAAUAUCCAACCUACGCAACAGCGCCAGCAUGGAUAGAACAUUUUUGUUUUCCAGACGCGACCGAUUGGCCGUCCAGCGGUGGUGUCGGCACAGGCGGUACUCGCUCCAGUCAAAAUCAAUUCUAUUCUCUGGCACUGAUGGACGAGAGAGGACAUCGACGUUACGGCUAUUGCUGCAGAGUCAGGCCGGAGGGCGGACCCAUUCUUCCUCUCGCUUAUUGUCUCAUUACCGAACAUCGAGCCAGCGGAUUUUACCACAAAGUAUUGCUUGAGUUGGAAUCACGACACGGACUUCCGGACAAACGCCGAAGAGGCUUCAUCGAGGAAUUGUACAACAGUCCGAUGCCGAAACCAGGACAGAGUUUGAGAAUACGAAUGAGCGAGGAUGCCCCACAACCCAUCAACUUGGACAGCGAGGCAAGGAAUAAUAAUUUCAUUGCCUCGGGGUUGGCCAAUUGGCCGAUCGACAACUAUUCACCGGUGCGAGGAGAGGGAUCGAAUUCGGUUAGUCUCGGCACCGAUACGAGCAGAAGAAAAAGCACCAGCAGCAGUAGUAGCAACGGCAGCAGUGCCGCCACCAGAAUUCCUGAUAAAAUGAUCACGUCACCGAGGAGCAACUCGCCAGACAACAGCUUUAUAGUACGUUCGAGUGAUCCGAGGCUCGAGGAGAGAGACAUGAGCCAAUUGUUUGACGCCGUUAGCAACAAAGUACUCGUUAUACUUUUUGGGAGUCUGCUUCUCGAACGAAAAGUUGUUUUGUUGUGUGGCACGCUCAGCAAAUUGUCCUCGUGCGUCGAAGCUCUCCAAAGUUUGCUCUAUCCGUUUACUUGGCCUCACACUUUCAUACCGGUACUUCCCGAUAUUCCUGGGCUAUCCGAGAUACUGCAAGCCCCUCUACCUUUUGUCAUUGGAAUUUUCAAGUCUAAAAAUGCCAUCAACGCGCAAGUGGCAUCCGUCCAAGAUGGAAUCGUCGUCGACUUGGAUACGUCGAAAAUAAUUAGCGCGAUGGGUGACGAAACGUCGAUCCUUCCUCCGAGACUGCAAAAAAAAAUAAGAUCCGCGCUCCAACUCGUCUCCGGGAAUACCAAAUCCGGUGAUGGGAUUCGCAAUUUUCUCGUGUCGGAAGCCUUCCUCCGUGCUUUCGUCGAAACUUGCUCUCAUUAUGAUCGUCACAUCGUCACUCAGCAAGAUGGGAGAGUUAUUUUUCAGAAAGAAUCGUUCGUCAAGGCUUUCUCGACGAAAACCGAGCAAUACUUCCUCGAGUGGUUUGUGGAAACAACCAUGUUCAAUACUUUUAUACAAGACUGCAUUGAGAGGUCGAAACAUCCGGGGAGCUGUUCCACCGACGAGGAUCCCGACAGAGACGACAUCAAAUUGUUCGCUCAGCGAAUAGCCGAGUAUCGCAAAGGAUGCGAAAAAAGCUCGCAAGCAAAAAAAGCCUGUCCGAAAAAGAAAACUCUGGGGGAUCGUUUCAAAGACUUGACAAAUUUUCACGUCUGAUUGACCGUCUCUCCACGCACCAAGUUGCUUCUACUUCGACGUCGACCUGAUUAGUUGUAAUAUUCGUGCAUUUAAGAAUUCCAAUAACUACGACGAUAGGACGGUACGGUUGGAGAGCGAAUGUUUCGAGCGCUUAUGUCGAGUUGGGGCGUUUCGAAACGGAGAUUCUCCGUAGCUUUAAUUAGAACGUGUCGCGUCGUUAUUUUAUACGGGCGCCCAUUUUUCGACGAGCCAGUGACCGUUUAUCGAUAUUCAAACGGAGAAGAUACUUGAUGAAUCAUUUAAUGCCCAGUUUUGUUUCGAACGAAAGGACGAUCAUAUUUCUAUAGAGUGAUGAGCGAGAACAACAUACUCGUUUCGGACUAUUCCUCGUAAGGGUGAACUCGCUCCUUCAAUAUUGGAGGUAUAAUUCUUUAGAACGAAGAAGGAGAAUGGAAUCUCAGUCGCAAUCUCACGCACUUAGCAAUAUCUCAAUUCAACUUGAAUCUUCCAAAGUUUUUACAGCCCCCAUCUCGUUAAUCGUGGGAUCUAAGUAAAUUGAUCAAAUGAUUCGUUGGCUGCAUACUAAGCGUCGAACAUUUUCAAUCAUCUUAAAUCUUCGUGUAUUCGUUACAAACCAUUCGUUAUUGCCAUUGCUUCAUUGAGAAAAAAAAACUGUGAUUAUAUUUUUUUAUUGUUGUUAGACGAUAGAUUCUUUUUUGUUGAAAAUUAACGACGACAUACAUGCCGCUGCGAUUCUUAAAUGCGAAUCAAGAAAAGUUGUAGUACCGGGACCAAACAAAAUUUCAAGAAAAUUUUAUACCGGUACGUUGAUGUCAGUCGUAGAUGGAUAGAACAAAUAAUACGAACUUCGUGUGUUUGAGGCUUUCGCCACUGCAGCACAACGUUUGCUUAACACCUAUUGUUCGUAGGUAAAUAGGCAGGAAACUCAUCUAUUUUGCAUAACCAGCAGUCAUCUGCCGAGAGAGUCAAAUAUUCCUUAUCGAUAUUGAAUACAUUUAUUUUUAUUGAAAAUGUAUUAUUACGGCGGAAGGAACACCAAUAAAACGUCUAAAAAGAGUA